This is a messenger RNA of Monoraphidium neglectum, 1605 nucleotides long. RefSeq lists its product as hypothetical. NCBI's taxonomy places the organism in Eukaryota, Viridiplantae, Chlorophyta, Chlorophyceae, Sphaeropleales, Selenastraceae. The transcript has a single exon. The record is from RefSeq and is a predicted model, not a curated record. Bases 1 to 1605 code for a protein of 534 amino acids.
AUGGCGCGCUCCUCCAGGCUGCUAUUCGCGGCUCUGUUGGCCUGCCUGGCCGUCAGUGUGCUCGCAAAUGGCGGUGGCGGGCAGCAGUUUGUGAAGCAGCUGGUUGACCUGCACGGCAACUUGACCGGGGCGCUCGAGCCCUUGGCGCAGCCCGCCGUCGCCCUCUUGGACGGCGCAGAGAAGCAUGGGAGCGCCGCUCACAAGGCUGCCAGCGAGCUGGGCGUGCAGCUGGCUGGCGCAGCCGCUGCCACCGGCAACCAGGUUGCUGAUGCUGCCGUAGCCAACGGCGUCGCGCUGGCUGGGGGCGUCGCUUCGCUCAGCGACCAGGUCCUGGCCCACCUCGCAAAGCAACUCAACGGCACCGACAAGCGCGUGGUGGUGCUGGUGGACGGCCUGGUCAAGCCCAUCGGCGAGCAGGCCGAGGCCCUGGCCAACAGCGCCACUGAUGCUAUCCACGGCGCCGUCAGGACUGUCGCCAAGACCGCCCACGGCCUCAACAAGCAGCUGGUGGAGGUUGCCCCUCAGUUGAACCUCACCAACCUGGCCACCAUCAACGUCGGUGACAUCCAGUCCAUUGUGCAGCCCUACCUUGACGCCGGCCACCAGACCGUUGUCGUCGCCCUCAAGCCCCUGGCUAGCCAGUUCAACGACCUCGCGGGCCAGGCGCAGCUCGCCGGCCACGCCGCCGUUCGGCCGCUCUACAAGACGGCCUCCGGCUUGGCGGACGGCGCCGUCGACCUGAGCGUGGAGGUGCUGAAGGGCGCCCUCACCCGCGGCGUUUACGCCGCCCAGGGCUUUGAGAAGAGCGCCUCCGCUGCCGCCGCGCAGCUGGGCACCGCGCUCGGCCCCGUCGCCGCCGGCUUGCACAACGGUCUUGACGCCGCCACCCAGGUGGCCGUCGGGGGCGCCGUCGCCGGUGCCGCCCACCUCGCCCAAGUCGCGAACCUCACCGCCCCCCUCCUGAGCGGCGCGCGUGCCCACGUCGGCAGCGUGCUUGACACCGUCAACAGCACCACCCAGCCCCUCCGCAAGGCCGCCAUUGGCGCGCUGGGCAACGUGAACGCCGAGCUGAACAAGCGCGCCUGGGACCUUGCCCAGAGCGCCGUGCCCGUCAUCAACAAGAACCUCGCAUCCCUGAGCCACGGCCUGAACCAGGCCUCGGAGCAGAUUUCCGGCGGCGUGGAUCUCGGCCUGAACACCAUCCAGAAGGUCAGCAUCCCCAAGCCCGUGCUCGCCGUCGCCGACCGCGCGCUGUCCAACGGCGCCGCGAGCCUGCAGGCCACCCUUGGCGGCCUGGCCAACGUCUCCAACACCGUGUCCGAGAACGUGAACAAGAACGCCGCCAUCAUCCAGCAGAAGCUCGACAAGCCCUUCUCGGCAGUGCUGCCGCGCGCCCUCAACGGCGCCCUCGAGGUCGAGAACGCCAUUGCCAACGCCGCCGCCAAGGGCGUGUACACCGCCGGUCAGGCCAUUGCGCGCACCGCCAAGCACGCUACCCAGGCCGGCGUGCAGACCUACAACGAGGCGGUGCCUGAGCGCAUCGGCGGCCACGUCCUGCCCCGCAUCCAGGUUCAGCAGCCUGCCGCGGCCAGCAAGGGCCAGUAG